Molecule: messenger RNA, 3533 nt
Organism: Trematomus bernacchii (emerald rockcod)
Lineage: Eukaryota; Metazoa; Chordata; Actinopteri; Perciformes; Nototheniidae
Gene: plpp4
Product: phospholipid phosphatase 4
Exons: 7
Coding region: 354-1211 (285 amino acids)
Biological process (GO): phospholipid metabolic process
Molecular function (GO): phosphatidate phosphatase activity
Source: RefSeq, a predicted model, not a curated record
CGCAUCAACUUCAAACUCUAACCCAGUUUAAGUAAUUGAUGGAGUGGAGGAAGGAGACUUUCACUCGGUAGAGGAGCAGCUGUCAGCCACAGAGUUGCAAUAAAGACAACCGCCCGAGGGGAUAGAAGCAGACGGAGAGCAGCGGGAGACAGGCGAAGGCGAGAAAUAAAAGGAGAAGACUGCUUGAGGUGACCAAGUGGCGAUGGAGGCGCUCGGCAUGCGUGAUUAUCAGCAUUAGGGAGCACCGCUUCUAGAGAGCGCUCGCUUUGUGAAGGUGGAUUUACAAAGUGACCAGAAACUGACCGCCCUGAUCUAGCUGUUUUGUUUUAACUUGACGGAUUAUCACCAGAACCAUGAACGUGUCGCCACCAGACCGGAGGAAAAACGUGCGAGAGCUGGUUUUGGAGAUUGGCAUCCGGGUGCUGCUUUUCGGAGUUUUUGUAUUUACAGAGUUUCUGGAGCCCUUUGAGAGAGUGAUUCAACCAGAGGAGCUUUGGCUCUACAAGAAUCCCCUCGUUGAGUCAGACCACAUUCCCAAGAGGGUCAUGUUCGCUAUUUCAUUUCUUGCCCCAUUGGCAGUGAUAUUUGUGGUGAAGAUAAUUCAGAGGACGGACAGGACGGAGCUGAAAGAGGCAUGUUUUGCUGUGUCCCUGGCCCUCGCAUUGAAUGGAGUCUUCACAAACACCAUCAAGUUGAUUGUUGGCAGACCCAGGCCCGAUUACUUCCACCGUUGUUUCCCGGAUGGACAGAUAAAUGCCAAGAUGCUGUGCACCGGUGAGCCAGAUAUAGUCUCCGAGGGACGCAAGAGCUUCCCCAGCAGCCAUUCCUCCUUUGCAUUCUCCGGACUUGGCUUCACCUCCUUCUACCUGGCGGGGAAGCUGCAGUGUUUUACGGAUAAAGGUCGAGGGCGUAGCUGGCGUCUCUGUGCCAUGGUGCUACCUCUCUACAGCGCCAUGAUGAUUGCAUUAUCCCGGACCUGCGACUACAAACACCACUGGCAAGACGCCGUUGUUGGAGGAGUGAUCGGGUUGCUGUUUGCCUAUAUCUGCUACCGCCAGCACUACCCACCCUUUCUGCACACGGACUGCCACCUGCCUUACGCCAGUCUGGCUGCUGCUGCCCACCUGCCCUCGCACCCCCAGGACGACCCGCAGCCCAUGGACAAUGCCACCAGCCUUCCCCUGGAGGGCCUGACUGAAGGCCCAGUAUGACUAGUGGCCACCACCGAGACGUCCCCCAACACCCUCACCAAGCCAGCGAGCCCACCUCCCCAUUCCAAGUGACUGGCUGGCUCUUGAAUACAUUCCAGUGGACUUUAAUACGACGUACCCAUCUACAUACCCCCGUCUCGGUGACACCCACAUGUUUAUUUUUUUGGGUUAUAAAAAAUCUAUAUUUAGAUGUGAUGUAUGAGAGGAGUUUAUGAAAAAUGGGACAUCACCUCUGAGAGGGAAGAGAGAAAAACAUGCUGAAAACCAGAGGAAUCACAUCCUACUAAUGGCGGUGAAGGAAGAGGAAAAUAUCUCCAGUUUUUGAUGGAUUUUUUUGGCUUAAUGAGAAAUGUGGUUGACAGGUUGUUUUAUGUUGGAGUACAUUUAAUGUUUUGCUGUGAAGUAUUGGGAAAGCAAGUUGGAGAUACCCAGAAACAUCCCAUGAAAUGUCACAGCAAUCAGUCAUGAAAUCUAACCAGUUAAGAAGAGUAUGUCCCCAUAAAUCAAAGCUAAUGGGAUUUAAUAGCAUGAAAUCUGAGGACAUUGUGUUUCAGUCAUACUCUAAAAUGCACAUUGCGUUUUCCUUUAAACACCCAAGGAUUUGGAACAAUGCUUUUUAAAAUGUCCAAUUGUCAAUUGUGACAUAAAGCUAGAUAUAGAACCAAUUUGCUUUUGCACAAAAUCACUGCUCCAUAUCAAGGACAGUAUUCAAUGUUCCCCAACUUUACUAUUCUACAUUCACCCAUUUUUGAUUAUUAUAUUUCUCCCUAUUGUCUUUGGGCUUGUAUAGGCUUCAGCAGUCCUGCAUAUUGUCCCUUCCCAAUUUCUUUCCUUCUCCUUGUCUCCUUGUGUUUUAAAAGCCCUGCAUUUGUUCCCACUGGUUGCACAGGGACAUGAACCUAAAUUGUAGCUCAAUGAGUUCAAUCUAUAACAGGGAGGUGCCAGUGGCGGGGUGCAAGUGUGUCUGGAGUUGACAGACAAAAACUCCAAUCUGAUCCUGCAUUAGUUCUCAUUAAGAGGGAUCAGCUACGGCUGCUUAUGCGCACAUUAGGACUAUAUGAGUUGGCCAAUAGAUGGCCCACGCAUUUCAAAUAGCUUUCAGCCCAUUGUAGCCCCACAAAUAGAUCAUCUAGCAUUCAGGAGAUGGCAGCCCUGAACCCGGGGCAGCGAUUCUGAUGUUUUAUUCAUUUGUAAAUGUUCCAUUAUUUAUUAAUAUUUCCAGCCUUAAUUUAGGUUAGUUAUGUCAAAAGAAACACCAAAGAUUUGUAGCUCUUUUCCUUUUUAGGUUGUAUGCACCCCUUGAUUAGAGAAAAUGAAACACUACACUGGUUCCCCUAUCAUCAACAAAGCAAUUGGUUGCCUCUUCCAAGUUCUGUCAGAAAGGACUAAUCAUUUUGUUGCCCUGGUUACUGUGUAUUUUAAGCCAUUGCUGUGACAUUAAUGGGAAGGUGCAAUCUCAGCUUACCUUGAAACCAACCAAGCUACUGAAAAGUCAAUGAUUAUAUAUAUUUGCACUGAAACGUGAAGGGUGAAAAACUGGAGGUAGCACAUGAAAACAGCAUGAUACAAAAUGAGCAGCUAGCCCAACGUAGACGGUUAUUUUGUCUUUUUAUUAUCUUGUCAUAUCAGUCAAGACACAUAUUUAUGUAGAAAGCAACACUUGAAAUGGUCACUAGCUGGUUUUUGCAUCGUAUAGAAUAGAAAAAGUAAGCUUCUCUGUUCAAAAAUUCUUUUAAACGCCAUUUACUGAAAUCAGCCACAAUUAAGCUUCUAUCAUUACGGAAACCCAUUGGCAGCUUUUUAAAUCUGUUUAUGAAUGUGUGUGCAGGUUUUUGACAAAGCCUAUCCUGCACAGAUGCAAUACAAAACCUUUUGCAAGAGAGGAGAAAAAGGUGCUCGACUACACAUACUGUAAGACUCUGUGACGAGACUUUACGAGACUCUGAGAGUUGCCUGGAGAGCAACUUGUGACCUCCUUGCUGGUCUUUCAGCACCAGACUGCAGAUCGGUGUAAUAUUUUGACAUCUUGAAGCAGAUUUUGUGAUUAAAUGACACAGAUGCAUUAUGUUCUAUAGACCUGCAUUCGCCUGACCUGGCAACUUGAUGUUUGUAUUUUGUCAUUUUAGUAUUACCUAUUAGAUGGUGCAGUGUAUAUUGGAAAAAAUGUUGUUCAGAAGUCAUGUCUGUUGCAGUAUUUUUGCUUUAUUAGCAGAGGAUUUAUGUUUCCCAUUCCCCGACUUUUAAUCAUCUUCCUUUUUUUUUUGGUGCUAUAGAUACUUUUGUAGCGUCACUUUUAUGUUCAAAUUGUCAUUCUGAAAUGAA